UGCAUAAAUACAAGACGUACUCGCCACGCGCUCAUAGUUGAAAGUUGGUUAUUCGUGUAUGUGUGCGUGCCCGUCCCGCGACAAGAGCAAGGUUAAGGAUACACACUUUUGCCGCACCCAACCCGACAUGCCGCCGCCGAGCAUAGCGCUGGAAGACCUGAUGGAGUCGACCAGCAAGAUCGAGACAGGCAUCCCGGAGUUCUUCCGGGGCCAAAAGGUGUUCAUCACCGGCGCCACCGGCUUCAUGGGCAAGGUGCUCGUGGAGAAGCUGCUCAGGUCUUGCCCAGAACUCGACACCUUGUACCUGCUGAUGCGACCCAAACGCGGUCAGCAGCCAGAGCAGCGCCUUAACGACCUUCUGCAAAGCAAGUUUUUCUCCCGAGUGAGGGCAGAGCGUGGCGAGGAGUCAAUCACAAGCCAGAUCAAAGUGGUGGAGGGCGACGUGUCCCGCCUCGGCCUGGCUAUUUCUAACGCGGUCCGCGAAGAGCUGUGCAGAAACGUGUCGGUUGUGUUCCACGUGGCGGCUACAGUCAGGUUUGACGAGCCAUUGAGGAAUGCAGUGCUGCUGAACACGCGGGGCACCAGAGAGCUGCUCGCCCUGGCCAAAGACAUGACCAACCUGAAGGCGUUGGUCCACGUGUCGACCCUGUUCGCCAAUUGUCAGCACAACCACCUUUUGGAGGAGGUCUACCCGACAAACGCCGAACCUGAAAAGCUGAUCAGUUGCGCCGAGUGGAUGGAUGACACCUGGCUCAACGUCCUCUGCCCCGUACUUACUGAAGAGCGUCCAAACACGUACGUGUACACGAAGAGCUUGGCCGAGAAGCUGGUGGAGGAGGCAUCCAAAACAUUGCCAGUAGCCAUUUUUCGGCCCAGCAUCGUGAUGUCGACUUUGAAUGAGCCGACUCCCAGCUGGGUGGACAACCUGAAUGGACCUUCGGUGGUGGUGCUCUCAGGUGGCAAUGGCAUGCUCAAGAAGAUGCUUUGCCACGAGGAAAAAGUGGCGCACGUCGUACCCGCCGACCUCGCCAUCAACGCAAUGAUCACACUCGCCUGGUACCUCGCCAUUUGCAAACCGAGCGAUUGCACCGUGCUGAACUUCACUCCGCCCGACGGUUUCGGACUGACCUGGCAGCGCUUCAACAAGAACAUCGUGCGCUUCUACCACCAAAUGCCAUUCAGUGCCAGUACCUGCAUUCCGACCCUUGAGCUGUGCAAGUCCAAAGUGAACGUCAAGCUGUCCCAUUUCUACAUGAUGCUCUGGGCCUACCUUGCCGACUUCGUCAAUGGGAUCAUGGGCCACAAAAAGAGAUUCGCCCGCCUGCAGAUUAAGGUGAACUCGGCCAUCGAGAGCUUGACUUACUUCACGACCAACCAGUGGACCUGCGACACCGAGAACGUGACCCGGCUGCUAAAGUCGCUCAACCCUGUCGACGACAAGAGCUUCAAUUUUGACCUGCGCAAGAUUCCCUGGGAUGACUACAUUUUCGAGUACGGCAUUGGCAUCAGACAGUACAUCAUGAAGGACGAGCUUUCCACCAUCCCUGCCGCCAGGAAAAGAGUCCAGUGGAUUCGGUGGAUACAAACGGCGUUGUCACUGGUGAUUCUGGCCGGCAUCAUGCACGUCUUGUUCGGCAGCUGUCUGCACCAGGUCGAGUACCUAAGCUUUCGCCUGCAAACCGAGUCCCCGGGCACGAACAGCGUAGUCACCGCGGCGACCGACGUAUUCGCCGCUGACAACAGCCUCCUCAUCAGUUCCUUCAAACAAAAAAUGGAGGAAGAUCUUUCCGACAUGCCUUCCAUCCCUGAAUUCUUCAAGGGCAGGUCCAUUUUCGUCACCGGCGCCACAGGAUUCAUGGGAAAGGUUCUUGUGGAAAAGUUGUUGCGUUCGUGCCCGGAGCUAGAUACCAUCUACAUCCUACUGCGGCCGAAGAAGGGCCACUCGGUCGAGGAGCGGCUUGACGAGUUCCGCAGUUCGGCGAUAUUCGGCCGGUUGAACGAGGAGCGACCUGGCGCGUCGCUCGGACCGCAGCUGGUGGCGGUGGCCGGCGACGUCAGCGAAAAGGGAUUCGGUCUGAGCCCUGAGGACAGGCAGCGGCUCGUGCAGAACGUGUCCGUUUUCUUCCACUCGGCUGCCUCGGUCCGUUUCGAUGACACUCUCCGGACGGCCGUCUCCCUCAACCUCAGGGGAACCUACGAGGCGAUCAAACUCGCCGAGAACAUGAAGCAUCUCGUGGUGUUUUUGUACGUUUCGACGACCUACAGUAACACGACAAGAUACGUUACCGACGAGGCCGUGUAUCCAUCGGUGGCGCCGUGGAAACUUCUGCUCCGUAUGAUCGACGAACUCGAUGAUGACACGCUCGAGAUCGUCACGCCAAAGGUUCUGGGAAAACUGCCUAACACAUACGGUUUCUCAAAGGGUUUGGCUGAGGCGGUGGUGAACGACCACCGCGACACAGUGCCAGCAAUCAUCUUCAGACCCUCCAUCGUUUGCUCGUCGAUGCAGGAGCCGUUCCCAGGCUGGCUGGACAAUCUGAACGGUCCUGCAGGGCUGCUGAUUGCCUGCGGAAAGGGCCUCAUCCACUCUGUUUUCUGCAACCUCGACCUCAUAAGCGACUUUUCGCCCGUCGACGUCGCAAUUAAAGCCAUGAUCGUCGCUGCCUGGAAGAACGGCGUCCGACGCAGCAGAGCAAUGCAAAGGGCUGGUUUCGAGUCAGAGCCAAAAUCGGAGAUAAUCCACGAUUCUGAGGACGACGGCCGCUGUGCCGAUUACAUUCCCGUGUACAACUGUGCAACCUCACCAGUGAGGAACACGACCAUCGGCACCGUGGUCACUAUGGCUCAGGAGAUGGCCAUGGUGAUUCCGCUGAACGACUGCAUUUGGUACCCGACUGGCAAGGCGACCACCAACCGCCUGAGGCACGUGUUCAUCGUCUUCUCCAUGCAAAUCCUCCCAGCGAUUGUGGUCGACAGCCUCCUCCGGCUCAAAGGCGAAAAGCCAAGGCUGCUGCGUAUGCAACGGCGGAUCUUCCUGGCGUGCCACGCGCUCGAGUAUUACCUGAACAACUCGUGGAGCUUCCCGAACCACAGGUUCAAGCGGCUCCUCGAGGGCAUUCCCGACGGCGACAAGGAGGCGUUCAGCUCGACCAUUUGGGAGGAAGACGAGCGAGAGUACUUCAAGAACUGCAUGCGCGGCGCCCGAAAGUACCUUCUCAACGAACCCGAGGAGACCAUGCCGGCGGCAAAGAGACACAUUGUCAAAAUGUACUGGGUGGACAAAAUCGUGCGCUAUGGGCUGCUUGGGCUGUUUAUCUACGGUUUGUUAGCUUUCAUCGGCAUCGGCAGCUCGCCUACAAACAUUCCCGACCUUGCCACCAACGUCUAGUAAUAUUGUUACUAUCAAAUUAUAGUAAUAAAAGAGCGCCAUUCGACGAUUAACCAA
Messenger RNA from Cloeon dipterum, 3445 nucleotides. RefSeq lists its product as uncharacterized. Gene Ontology annotation, molecular function: alcohol-forming very long-chain fatty acyl-CoA reductase (NADP+) activity. Gene Ontology annotation, biological process: long-chain fatty-acyl-CoA metabolic process. Lineage: Eukaryota; Metazoa; Arthropoda; Insecta; Ephemeroptera; Baetidae. The transcript is spliced from 20 exons. Gene Ontology annotation, cellular component: peroxisome. The record is from RefSeq and is a predicted model, not a curated record. Bases 59 to 3388 code for a protein of 1109 amino acids.